ACAGUUAGUCGGAGAAAAAGCUUAAUUUUAAUGUUUGGCUUAAAGCAUGGUUUUCUAACGCUUUCACCGAGGUGGAAGGUGGGUUACGUAUUUCUUCAAGAAUACCUGCCCUUGAAUAGGAUGUAGCGGUAACAAACUCUGAUGGCCAUUUUUAGUUCUGCAACUCGCCUGUCUUUUUUCGGGGCAGAGACACGUCUUGAUCUUAGGUCGAUCAUAGCGGCCCUUUUACACGAGAAAUAUGUUUCGAGGACUAUUACUGUUACUAUUCAUUUUCUUCUACGUCAUCUGGACGAUCCAGAUAGCCGCAGUGACGGUUCCUCUUCUGGCCGCCUUCCCGUCAGAUUCUGCUUCCCUACUUGGCCAGGCCCUUCGACGGAAAAUGGAUGAAGUCGAAAAUCGCUUGACCAAGAAAAACUUCACUUUUCUCACAAGCUGGGUGGCACUGCCGAAUGACACAGAAAAAGUGAUAAACGUGUCGUGUCAAACAAUAGAAAGUGUCCAACCUGUUCUGGUGUUCAAUUUUCUAAAUAGGCCCUUUUCAUUUUUUCUAUCUUUGGUCGCUGGUUAUACGGGUAUUGCAGAGAUUGGCCAUGCACUACAGUACAGUGACCGGGCUUCUCAGGACGUCAACCCUUUCUACAUUUCUCUAGAUCCUUCAGUAACGGACUUGGCCGAUGCGGUUUUCGAGUUUCUUCUUUUUUGUGAUUGGUAUGACGUUGUACUUGUAGCAGACGAUGGAGAAAUCGGCUCUAUGCUUGUUCGCUACUUUCGAAAGCGCCUAAAUACACCUCCAUGGCGCCCUUUAACAUUUAUUUCUCUUCAAAGAACUUUAGAGGAGCAUGAAAUAUUGGGCAAAUUAGACAAAAUUACAGAGGGUUAUAGCCGGGUUAUUCUCCUAUAUUGUGAUGACGUCACGACUUUAAGAGUGCUCAGAAUCGCUGAGAAACUAAACUUAUUAAAUAACAAGUUUAUUUGGAUUGUACUGGAAGACAGUGUUAACUUCGAACAGAAUGACAUUGGUUCCUAUCCGUCCGGUUUAUUGGCUUUCCGGCUCAGACCAAUGACUUUAAGGCCCGACGACGUGUUGGCAGCAGUAAAUGCUUUAGAAAGGACUCUAGAAAAAGUAGGUACAAGUCCUUUUGAGAAAGGUCUCGGGAGUGUAUCCUUUGCCUUGAGUUGUUCCUAUUCUUCGAAUGAUCAACAUAAAGCGUUUACUCGCGAAGCACACAGGUCUCUGAAACGUGAAUUAACUUCUAAGAAUUUUUUACAAAGCAACACAAACAGCUUCAGCUCAAACAUAUUUCCAGUGUUUGACAUACUGAAUCUAGCACAUUCUAUGGGUGGGUGGAAAGUUCUUGGAAAUGUGAGUGCUUCAUCCGUCCGUCUAGAUACCGUCCUUUGGCUAGGAGCACAGAGAACAACUUCUUGGCCUCUAGGAAAGCAACGGUUCCGGGUGGUCACCGCCUUUGCCCCACCCUUUGUUCAGGAGUCUACGAGGGUAAGCAGUGGCAGUUGUCUAAUGGGAACACCGUGCUUGCAGGUGACCACCAAUCGCAAAGAAGAACUGAUAGCAAUCUUCGCCGACUACGCUCAAGGUAAAUCUGAAGGGAUCCGAUACAACAUCACCUGUUGUGCAGGAAUUACUAUAGACCUGCUAACCGACAUAGCUCGUGAUUUGCACUUCGACUACGACUUAUAUUUAGUAUCUGAUGGAAUGUUUGGCACCAAUCGAGGGAAGGGAUGGAACGGAAUCACAGCGGACUUGAUUAGUGGUGCUGCCCACCUCACCUUUUCAUCGUACAGCGUCAACAGUCUCACUAUUCAGGAUGUGGACUUCUCCGUCCCUUAUUUCCACUCGGGAGUGUCAUGUCUGGCACCCUCUAAAUUGCAUGCAGUUCCACUGUCUGCCUUUUUGGAGCCUUUUAGUAUCCAACUUUGGGUCGCUAUAUUUAUUAGCCUAAAUGUUACCGCUAUCGUUGCCGCUGUCUAUGAGUGGGUAAGCCCGUUCGGUCUGAACCCAUGGGGCAGACAACGUAUCAAGAAUUUCAGUUUAGCCUCAGCUCUUUGGGUCAUGUGGUCCUUACUCUUUAGCCACCUCGUGGCCUUUAAAGCUCCCAAAUCCUGGCCCAAUAAAGUACUUAUUAAUGUGUGGGGUUGCUUCAGCGUCAUAUUUCUCGCCAGCUAUACAGCUAAAUACGCGGCCCUCUUUGCAGGACUGUUCUUUCAACUACGAGUGGAUGAUUUGUAUGAUUCCAACCUACUGAACCAGCGAACCAGUACAGUUCAAGGAAGUGCCGCGGAAGGUUACGUUUUUCGAGAAUACCCCCGACUAUGGGAACACAUAAAAAAAUACGAAGUCGGAACGAUAGAAGAUGGACUAGAGAAACUCAGAAAUGGAGAGCUUGAUGUUCUGAUUGGAGACACUGCAGUCUUGGACUACUACCGAGGAAAUGAACUCGGAUGUAACCUUCAACUAUUAGGAGACCCUAUUUUCGAAGAUGCCUAUGCAGUUGGAAUGCAACAGGGAUUCCCGUUAAAGGAUGCAGUAUCGAGUUUGAUUCUUCAGUAUAAUGAAGCUGGCUACAUCGACCAACUACAACAAAAGUGGUAUGGAAGAGUUCCGUGUUUUCAAGAAUCAGUGCACGGAUUAACCAAGCCCAUGGGCCUGAGUGUGCGCGCAGUUUCCGGUGUGUUUAUAAUGCUGAGCGUAGGCCAUCUGGUGGCCAUUUGUACGUUGAUCCUAGAACAUUUAAUAUUCCGGUACACGGUACCGGUACUGCGAGAAAAGCCUAAGAACACCGUGUGGAAAAGCCCGCACUUAAUGUUUUUUAGCCAGAAACUGCACCGCUUUAUCAACACUUUCGGGCUUGUGUCCCCUCACCAUUCGAUCAAGGAAAUAGCCAAUAAUCUAAAACAAGGCCAGAUUUUUAGUUUGUUUCAGAAAAGUGUGAAAAGGAAAGCAAGAGAAGACGCAAGAAAAAGUAAAAGUAAAGCUCAGUUCUUUCAACUUAUUCAAGAUAUUCGAAAUGUGGUUCAAGAAGAGCAUGAAAAAAGAACGCUAGCUUCGUUUGACAACAUUGGAAUCGACACCUCAGUUGAGAUUAACCCAAUCAAUCAGAUUUUGGAAGACAAUUCUUCAGCUGUCCAAAAGAGAAAACGCUUUAGACAAACAGGACUCAGCCCCGCAGAAAUGUCAGUAGGAAGCGAUUCGAUGUGUGAUCCUUAUUUACCAAUGCGAAAAAUUCUACUUGAUAGUUCUCAAAGUAAAUUGCUACACAAGUUUCCUUCCAGUUUCCAUUCCCAACAAGAAUCAGAGUACGAAUCAUCCAGCUCAUCCUCCAGAUCGUCAGUCAGUACAACUUCCGCGUUAUCAAGAACCCACAAACGCGUAUUCAGUUCUAGUUUUAAUGAACUUUUCCCACUCGAAAUCCAGAAUGAUCCUACGGACAAAAAAUAUUACUAUCUACCUACAACUGACGAGCGCGCUUGGUCAUUUUCUGACUUAAGAACAUUGAAAACAACAGUUUUCAAGACUAAUUCGGAAACCUUGGAGAGCGAAAUUCCGAAAGAGUGCCAUUAUUUAUCUGGUGCUUUUUCCAGGCGUCAAAAAAUCAGUACUAAGUUAUGUUCGAAAGAACACGUUGAAGAACUUAAACUUUAUUCUAUGACAAAAGAAGAAAUCAUUAAUAGAUGGAAAGCAUCUGAAAAUGAACUUCGAAGUAUUCUUAAACAAGCUUUACGAUAUAACAAAGAGCUUGAGGAAAAGCUUAAGUUCUUGCAAAAAACUUCCAUCACACUACAGAAAUUAAAAAAUACAGACAUUUGUUUCAAAUAAAUAAAUAACUUGAUGUACUUCCUUAAAUUGCAUAUUAUAAACACGCGUGCUUCAAAUAUGUGUCAAUUUUCGCCCAUAGACGAACAAAUACGAACAUUACUGUAGAAAUCGACACAACUCAUCGAUUAAGGAGGCCUUUUGGUUGUUUAAAAAAAUGUUUAAGAGUUUUUACACUAUAUGCAUAGGACCAAAUUUCUUAUAGUUGUGAGAUUAUGCGACUUGUGUGCUUUUAACAGCACACCUAUUUAACUUUAUAUUUCAGAUAAAAAAACAUCUAGUCUGCUAUAGAUCUUGUAAAGUAACUUUACUGUAGUUGUUGUAUAUGCUGAGAUUUGUCUUUUAGAAAGACAUGAGUAUACUAUAUAUAUGUUAAACGUAUUAUGAUAUGUUUUCGUUAAUUUUACGUGGCCGUAUAAGUCAAGGCAUAAGCUUAUUAUGUUUGAAAAGAAUUUAAAAUUGAUAUUAUACAUGGAAAACUACUUUCUAACGAGAAUAACUUGAAAAUGAUUAUUGCUCGACAAAUGGUGAUAGAACGUGUUUGAUUGAUUACUAAAAAUAUUUCUUUAAAAAGAACCAGCUGAAGCCCAGUUUAGGCAAAAUUUGAGUGGGCUGUUGUGCAAAGUUAUAAUGAUAUAUCAUUUUAACAUUACCUAGUUAUAAAAUACCAUCACUUUCUUUCUGUAAAAUACCAUGUGCUAAAAAUUCUACCAAUUUGAAAUUAUUAAUAUGAAUAGUUCAAGUGAUAUAAUAACCGUUUAUUUUAUAUCUCUGUAUACAUUUAAAAAAAAACAUACAUCCUGUGUUAAUUUGUCCUUUGAAUUUACUACCGUUAAAACUUAAGUUUUAUUAGGUUGGUCUUAAACUUUUUUACGCAGAUUAAUUAAUAUAACUCUUGAAAAAAUGUUCUUUUUAUUCCCAAAUUAAAACUAGGUCAUGAAUUUAAAAAAAUAGUUCAUGAGUACUUUUUUUUAAGAAAUUGAAAACUAAUGGUAGAAUUUGCUGGCACGAUGAUGUAUGAUAAAUAUUUUAAUGGGGUUUCUUUAAAAUAUAAAUCAUUGACUAUGUUUGAAAUUCCAGAACCACUUGUAACAAAAUCCUAUCUAGACUAUUAUUCUGCUUGUUUAUAUGUACGACCGUUACGCUUUCUGACCGAGAACCUGCUGCAUAAGCAUGCAUAGUUAGAAUGUUCCCCAAGAAAAACCGCGCAUGUGCAUUAUUCACUCGACGACAAACAGUCUGCCUGCGGGAGAGAGCUGCAAAGCUCAAUGGCGAAGUCGCUACAAUUACUGUAUGAAACAAAAAGUAAAAACAAAAGGGGAAUGUAAAUAUACUUUACUAACCAUUUUGUACAACAGAAUAUU
This is a messenger RNA of Limulus polyphemus (Atlantic horseshoe crab), 5196 nucleotides long. RefSeq names its product glutamate receptor ionotropic, NMDA 3A-like. Gene Ontology annotation, biological process: modulation of chemical synaptic transmission; monoatomic ion transport; synaptic transmission, glutamatergic. The record is from RefSeq and is a predicted model, not a curated record. The coding region runs from base 239 to 3835 and encodes 1198 amino acids. Gene Ontology annotation, molecular function: NMDA glutamate receptor activity; transmitter-gated monoatomic ion channel activity involved in regulation of postsynaptic membrane potential. The transcript has 9 exons. Gene Ontology annotation, cellular component: plasma membrane; postsynaptic membrane. NCBI's taxonomy places the organism in Eukaryota, Metazoa, Arthropoda, Merostomata, Xiphosura, Limulidae.